AUGGGGCAAACACCGAAUAUGAUGAGGAAGUUAAAAAAAGUAAGAGAUGCAUGUAUGCAAAGAGAUAAUUUAUGCAUGAUCUCUGAACAAGACGUACUAAAAUAAAAAUAUUCAAGUUUGAAUAUAUAGUAUCUAUUCAUAUUCAUUUUAAGAGGUAUAAUGUAAUUUCGUUUUUGAUUGUGUUAUUGAAUGUUUUAGUAUGGUAUUUAUAAAAAUAAGUUUCUUUCAAUAAUUGUAUUGUCACUUCACUUCUUCAUCUCUGUGUGACCGUUGAUCGGUUGUUAUUAAUCGCCCUUACAUUCCGGUUCCACUGUAUAAUGAAUUUCGUGAAAGAUAGGAACAGCUGCAGCCAGGAUUCAAUACUGAGCCUUCGCGCCCGUAACCGGUUACUUUACCCACACUUCUUUUCAGUAAUUGUAUUUUUAAAAAAACGUAUAAUGAAUUCAAAUUAUUAUGAUAGACUAGAUACUUUGAAAGCAAAUUGAUUAACAUAGUGGUUAAAAUAUAACAAUGCUUGAUUUAAAAUAUUUAGACAAUUUUGAAAUAGGAAUUCAAAGAAGAAAUUUUGAAAUAGGAAUUUCAAUAGAAUAUAUUGUUUCUGUUAUAUGCUAUAAUAAGAAUUAGUCUAUUAUUAUUAAUAAAAUAAUAAACAAUGUUAUUAAGUAUAUAUAUUAUGAUGUGUGUUUUCUUACAUAAAAAUAUUUAAAUAUUUUUAAACAUUUUAGUUUUGUAUUAUUCAUGUUGGUAGUACUGAUUCCUCUUGCUUAACCAUUAUAUUUAAUUGUGCGCAUGUGUGCGUAGUUUCAUAAGCUGGUAUCGACGUUGACAAUUUACAGUUGAUAGUUCAUAGAAAUCUAACAGAUCGACUGUUGUAGGUGUUUCCCAAGAUAAAAGUUUACACAUUCUGUAAUAUUAUCGAGGUAUAAUAUUUAAUUCAAUAUUUUUUUUACGUUUAUUAUUAUUAAAUAAUACGUUCUUAUUUUCUUUCACAUAUUACACUCAAUAUUUUUCAGUUUGUAUAAUCCAAUCAUAUAUUUUAAAUGAAUAAGUGUUUUAGAUUUAAUUUUAUUUAUACUUUUUAAUAGAUAAAUAAAAUCAUUUAUAGAAUUUUAAUUUAACCUAUAAAAUAUAUCAUAUUUGAAAAGUUAUUGUUAUAUUAAAAUAAAAUACAAGUUUGAAAAAUAUUAAUAUAAUAUGUAAUGAUAUUGUUGUAUUUGCUUUUUCUAAGAAUUGAUUGACCAAGUUAAGCAAUAAUUAUAUGACAAUUUUUUAUGAAAUAAAAGUUUAUAUUUGCAGGUUUUCUUAUGAUUAAAAAUAUUAAUUUAAUAUAAAAUUUUUUUGAUAUCCUUAUUAGAUAAAAUGGAUAUGGCAUUUGGUGACAACUUUGUCAAUGAACAAGAAGUAGAUCCAGUAGCAGAAUUCGUAGCAAGGGAACAGGAUCAAUUAGCAGGGCUUGAGAAUGAAAUUCCACCAGUUGCUAUAUCUACUCCUGCAAUGGCAUCUAAUACAGAUGAUGAAGAAGAAGAAAAGAAAAAAGAAGAGUGGAGAGAAGCUGCCAGAAAAGAAUUAGAAGAAUGGUAUAAACAUCAUGCAGAAGCUAUUAGUAAAACAAAAACUACAAAUAGGAACGCAGAGAAACAAUUUGUAGCAGAAGCUGAUGAAGUGGAGCCAGGAACUGAAUGGGAACGCAUUGCAAAACUUUGCGAUUUUAAUCCCAAGUCUUCUCGCACUUCAAAAGAUGUUUCUCGAAUGCGUUCAAUUAUUUUGCAAUUGAAGCAAACUCCACCAGCUCCAGUCAGUCUUUGAUUAAAUUAAUGAUUUGGUAAAUAUAGAUAUAUCCAAAUAUAUAUACACACACACACACACACAUAUAUAUAUAUAUGUAUAAAUAUAUUAUGAAACAAAAGAAAAAUGUAUGGAGGUUACAAUAAUAUUUAAAAUCGAAAAGAUCAUAUAUGAUCUAUUAAGCAAAAAUGUAAUAUUAUUGUGAAUAAAGAUUAUUAAUAGCAAGUAUACGAAUAAAUAUUAAAUUUAAAAAAUAAAAUAUGUAACGUAAUUAUUAAUGUUGUUACAUAUAAAAAUAUACACAACUUUACCCUUACAUAUACGAAUUUAAAUAUAAGUGGUAAUUUAAAAAACAAUAUAUAAAGUUUUCAUAUAAUUAGUUUAAUUAUAUAUAAAAUUUUAUGAAAAUAUAUUGUUUUUAGUAUAAUUAA
This is a messenger RNA of Heterotrigona itama, 2216 nucleotides long. Lineage: Eukaryota; Metazoa; Arthropoda; Insecta; Hymenoptera; Apidae. The record is from the annotation of a GenBank genome assembly.